This is a messenger RNA of Panicum hallii, 1137 nucleotides long. RefSeq names its product protein-L-isoaspartate O-methyltransferase 1-like. The coding region runs from base 239 to 985 and encodes 248 amino acids. NCBI's taxonomy places the organism in Eukaryota, Viridiplantae, Streptophyta, Magnoliopsida, Poales, Poaceae. Gene Ontology annotation, cellular component: cytoplasm. The transcript has 4 exons. Gene Ontology annotation, biological process: protein modification process. Gene Ontology annotation, molecular function: protein-L-isoaspartate (D-aspartate) O-methyltransferase activity. The record is from RefSeq and is a predicted model, not a curated record.
GUCCCCACCUGGCCGCGCCGAGCCAUCUGGAAUCCUCCUCCUCUCUCCCCGUCUUCUCCGGCCGAUUCCUCCUGCUCCUGCCUGCAACCCCCCACCCCACUGCCGGCCGCCCCGAACCACGGAGAAGAAUCGAGGCGGUGUGAACCUCUCGAUCCUCCCCGUCGACAUGGAGAUUUGAGUCCACUUGUCAACAAUAGAGUCUGUUCUGUUUGCCCCAUUUGUUGCUGCUGCGUUGAGAAUGCAAAAGAGGGUCAGCAGACUGAUCUCGUUCCUCAUCCUGCCGCUCCUGGUGCAGCAUGCGCUGUGGUCGAGCGGGGCCAGCGACAAGAACAAGUCCAUGGUCGAGCAGCUGCAGAGGUACGGGAUCAUCCGGUCCAGCAAGGUCGCCGAGGUGAUGGAGGCAGUGGACAGGGGGCUGUUUGUCCCGCCAGGCGGCUCACCCUACUUCGACAGCCCCAUGCCCAUUGGGUACAACGCAACGAUAUCGGCGCCGCACAUGCACGCGGCCUGCCUGGAGCUCUUGGAGAAAAAUCUUCAGCCGGGGAUGCGUGCUCUCGAUGUUGGCUCAGGCACUGGAUACCUAACUGCUUGCUUUGCACUGAUGGUUGGAUCGGAAGGUCGAGCAGUUGGCGUUGAACAUAUUCCAGAGUUGGUUGCUACUUCUAUUGAAAAUAUCAAGAAAAGUGCAGCAGCCCCACAGCUAAAUGAUGGAUCUCUUAGUAUACACAUUGCUGAUGGCAGGGAAGGUUGGCCAGAGUUGGCACCCUAUGAUGCCAUCCAUGUAGGAGCUGCAGCGCCACAGAUCCCAGAGGCGCUGAUUGAGCAGUUGAAGCCUGGUGGCAGGAUGGUGAUUCCGGUCGGGACAAUGUUCCAGGAGCUCAAGGUGGUGGACAAGAAGCUGGAUGGCACAGUCAGCAUAAGAGACGAGACGUCUGUGCGCUAUGUGCCGCUUACCAGCAAGGAAGCUCAAUUGCACGCAAACUGAUUGCGCUUAAUGCGCCUUGUCAGCUCAGGCCUUCAAUGAUUCGACUGAUCGAAUCAUUUAUUGUUGUACAUAAAUCGAUCCUACUGUGUCUAGUGCGUGCACCUUGGAAAUAAUGUAAAAUGAUAUCUCAUCAUGAAGUGAUUGUUUCUGUU